AUGUCUGCUCUUCCCAAUGGCGCCGCCACGACCCUCACAUUGUCAACGAAUACCGCCGGCCCGAGUAGCAACAGCAGCAGCAGUAACAAGCCUCCUCCCACCAUGACCAUGACCACCGCGAACCCAUCAUCCACCAACAUCCCCAAACCCCCCUCCAAAAAGGAUGACGGCCCGUCCUUCUCCGCCCUCCGCCAUGCAAGCACGCCCUCCGAGAUCCGCACCGCCCUAGCAGCCCUCCACGCCCGCGAAGCCGCCCUCACAGCCGACCUCAGCGCCCUCCUAUCCAGCCACGCCGACCUCUCCCGCUCGCUCUCCCGGCUCGACAACCUGCGCGCGGGGCUCGGCGCCCAGGUGAUCGCGGCGCGCAGCAUAUCCAACAACAUCCUCUCCUCGGCAGCCGACACGGCGGCGCGGCUCUCGGGCCGGGUGCGCGCGCUGGACCUGGAGAAGCAGCGCGUCGAGGACACGCUGGCCGUCGUGGAGCAGGUGGCCGAGCUGAAGGCGUGCGUGGCCGGCGUCGUGGGCAGCAUGGGCGCGCCGCAGGACUGGGAGGCCGCCGCGGGCUACAUCGCCCGGGCGGCGCGCGUGCCGGACGAGAUCGUGCGGGGCGGCUUCGCGGCCGCCGUCGUGCCCACCGUCGAGGUGCCGGAUCCGCCGUGGGUUACGCUCGAGCAGGCCAGGGAGAGUCUGUGUAGUUUGUUUCUGAGAGAGUUCAAGAAGGCGGCGGCGGAGGGAGAUGCGGCGAAGGUCACCAGGUUCUUUAAGCUGUUCCCCCUGAUUGGGAGGGGCGAUGUGGGGCUCGACGUGUACGGGCAGUAUGUGUGCCAGGGUGUGGCGGGCGAGGCAAGGGCCUCGUUGAAGGAAGGGGCCGGGCAAGGGAGGAAGGACGGCGUGUUCUUCGCGAAUGCCCUGACGAGGCUGUUUGAUCACAUCGCACGUAUCGUGGACGCGCAUGGUGGGCUCGUGGAGAGACACUACGGAACGGGCAAGAUGGUCAGGGUUAUUGAGAGACUACAGAUGGAGGCUGACGUUCAGGGCGGAAUUAUCCUUGACUCGUGGAGCGACGACCGGACGGUGGACCGGAGGCUCACCGAUGUCAAGAGCUACCCCUUCUCGUUCCUGGUACAGAGCUUCCUGCCGCAAAAUCGCGGUUUUGGAGGCGCCCCGCGGGUCAAUUCGCCUGCUCUUGGUGGCCAAGCCACCGAUGCUCGUAACAGCGAGGACGAAGGCGUCAACAUGAGGGAGGUGGAUGCUCUGCUGGUCGAGAUCGCCGUGAUGCUCGAGAAGUGGUCUGUCUACUCCCGCUUCCUUGCCGCAAAGUGCCAGGAUCCACAAGCGCCCGACGACUCUCAACUCACUGUUCCGGACGUCCUGAUUAAGUCGAACCUAAGCCGCAAAGUGUCAGGGAAGCUCAUUAGCCCGUAUAACGUGCUCACCACUUUCUUCUUCCGGCGGUCCGUCGAGAAGGCAUUCCAGCUCGACGAGUCUCCGCCUGGGCUCUCGUUGAGCAUGAGCAGAUCAAUAGACAGCAAUCCCCCAUUCAUCAUCUCGGCAGUUGACGUGGUUAUGUAUAUCGUCAACACCGUUAUCCAGAGAUCCAUCUCCACGUCUCAACGAGGCGUCAUCGAUUCCGUUGUCGCCACCAUAUCCAGCAUCCUCGGCUCUGACUUUGUCGGCAUGAUCCAGCGCAAGAUGCGCGACGAAUCUUACCCACGAGCCACCGUUCAGGGCAACCUCCCGCCCGAAGACAAAAUCAUCUCCUUCAUUGUCCUCAUCAACAGCCUCGACAUGGCCAACGAAUACCUCGCCCGCAUCGUCUCUAGCUUCCUCCAGUCUCCCGAACAACACGCCAACGGCAUCGGCGUUUCCUCUCACACCAGGCCGCUCCAGGACGCUUUCCCAUUCAAGAACGAAGCAGGUGAGGUGGCCACUCGCCUCAGAAACCUCAACGCCUCCUUCUCCGCCAAGGCCUCCGAGCUCCUCAACGAAGGGAUCAAAGUCCUCUUCAGCAACGUGAUAAAGCCCCGGCUACGCCCCGUCCUGACCGACACCUUCCGCGACGCAGACUACACAUUAACCGAGGAGGAGCUGGCCGAACUGGCGGCGCAGAACGGCCAGACCGAGGAUGACAUCCUCGACCAGGUACCACGCGUGUUCGAGCACGGCUGGGACGGCCUGAUGCGGCCGAUCGCGCGGCUCAUGACCCCGCGGACGUACACCACGCUGCUGGACCUGACGGCCGACUACCUCGCGCGGGUGCUGGAGAAGAGGGUGUGGAGCUAUGCCGGCGGGAGGACGAGUCCGUACGGGGCGAUACGGAUGGAGAGAGAUUUCGGCGGCAUCAUCGGGAGCAUCAGCAAGGGCAACUAUGCAGUGCGGGAGCUGUUUGGGAGGACGGCGCAGAUAUUGAUGGUCGCGAACAUGGAGGACGACGAGUGGGAGGAGCUGGCCGCGGAGGAGGGCGAGGGUGAGAUGCAGUGGGUGCUGACUGAGGAGGAGAGGAGGCGGGCGAGGAGCAUAGUCAUGACCUAA
Messenger RNA from Chaetomium strumarium, 2532 nucleotides. Its product is annotated as COG4 transport protein-domain-containing protein. The record is from RefSeq and is a predicted model, not a curated record. NCBI's taxonomy places the organism in Eukaryota, Fungi, Ascomycota, Sordariomycetes, Sordariales, Chaetomiaceae. The transcript is spliced from 2 exons. Bases 1 to 2532 code for a protein of 843 amino acids.